AUGUUGUAUUUUCUGCUAGCCUUGAAGACGGGAAAAGUGGUCCUAUACAAAAGUCAGGAGUCCGACGAUACCAUCGAACUCGACAUCGACAACUGGGUCCUCGCCUUCGAUGUGGUGAUCAACCAGAAGAAGAUUUCGAAGGACUCGGACGAGUACAAAAAGUUCAAAGAGCGUGCAGGGCUUCCCGAGUCGAACUUUUCUCUCGCGCAGCUUUUCAUUGACUCCUCGUCUAGCACCAAGUUCAACGAAGACAUCUCGACUCUCGGUAAAAACAAGUUGAACGACCUAAGUGGCGAUUCGCGGGCUAGCUUGCUUACUUUCAUCGAUCACUGGGUCAAGGGAAUGUCGGAAAAUGGCAAGAGUGUUCUAGGAUACUCGGCCCAGCGCGAGGAAAGCAAAAGCGCCGAUGAGCUCAACCCGUACGCACCCUCGUUCCCUCCAACCAGCAUCGAUUACUUCUGUUAUCCAUGGCGCGGAGUGGAUGGCCAGGGAUCCAACAAGGAUUAUCAGGACGACAACGCCUUGUCAUACCUGUUGAUGUCAAACUUCAAGAAUCCCCCGGCCGAGGGUGCCAUGGGCUACACCGGUCCGUGGGUCGAUGGCGCAGGCGAUCGAGGGGCCUCGUUCUGCAUGAGCCGAACUUUGUUCUGGGAAUGGAUGCUGCCCCUCGCCAGACAGGUGGUUGUGGCCAUGACUCCGGUGCCGGACACGCCGUACCUCGAGUGGAAGGGAACACCGUCCGACGCGCCCUAUGGCUUUUGGACCAGGUAUCAUAUCGGCGACGCCGGGGCGUCAAACAGCAGUUACAAAUGGGUUUCGAAUGCGUACGGCGGCUGGUCCACGAGCACCGAGGAUAAGUCCACGGCGAAGAAAGUCAAUAAACCCGAUAGUGGGAGUGAUUGGAUGAAUGCGGCACAGUAUGUCACCAAUAUCCAGGCCAGUGUCGCGUUCACGGCCGGAAAAGAAAGCCUCACUGUGAAAGGAGGCAAUGACUUCAAAUAUGACCUCAAUCAUCACAGAUCCUCGGGGAGUCCUACCGAGUUCUGGGUGACUGUACACACCGCAUGGGAACUAGAAAUCGACAUGGCCUCUAUUGAAGAGGGCGGACUUGUCUUCCGCUUUAAGGAAAGCAAUGACCACGUGAAGGUUACGUACGACGAGGGUGGGGGUAUGCACUUGACAGACACCGCGCAAAAUAUCGCCGACGAGAUGGCAGACGGCCUCAAGAAAAGCAUGAAUUCUGCACUAGAUGAUGUCAGUCGUGUCUUGGCCGAGGCGAUGGCUAACGCAAACCGCCUCUGCCUCCCGGCCGCCGGUACCUUCUUCAUGAAGGAUCCUCUCUUCAACCAGGGUGGCGAUCUGCUGGUUAAGCUGGCAUAUGAUGGGGCGGAUCCCCCCCCACCCCCAUCCAAAGGAAAAUACAGAUUCCGUCCCCCGACGUUGAACAGUUCGGUGCGUCGUGCAGAUACUCAAGGUAGUGGCAAUGCAUGA
This is a messenger RNA of Aspergillus brunneoviolaceus CBS 621.78, 1491 nucleotides long. RefSeq lists its product as uncharacterized. The record is from RefSeq and is a predicted model, not a curated record. Lineage: Eukaryota; Fungi; Ascomycota; Eurotiomycetes; Eurotiales; Aspergillaceae. Bases 1 to 1491 code for a protein of 496 amino acids. The transcript has 7 exons.